CGUCCAUCCAUUCUACCUGUACCACCUCCCUGUCCAAGUAGCUACAUUCCGGGAGUUGUGACGUUCGUCUUGUCAGCUCUCAUAUAUCAUUCCUCUGUCAUUCGUGGGUGAGUGGACCGUGGUUAGUCUGGUUGAGUCAUGGCGGACGUGUCUGGCAACAUGCUGAAGCGGCCUCGUCCCGAGGAUGAAGACAAUAACGCACAGAAAAGAACUCGUUCCAACGAUGGCUCGCCGUUGCCAGCUCAAGGAGGCAACGCUGCCGCCGGCAAGGUGGACAUCGAGAAGAUGGUGGCGGAAGCGAGAGCGAAGGCAGAGGCCGUGCGCGCCAGACUUCAGGCCGCCAGAGGCGGAGCUCCAGCGCUCACACCAGCAGCUCAAAACCCAAGUCCUACUCCUCCUCCCGCUACCUCAGCAAUGUCGAAGCUAGAACAAAUGAAAGCGAGAGUUGCAGCAGCUACCGGACGUGCCAACGCGGCUGCUCAGCAACGGACUCCUGUUCCACCUCCACCACCUCCUCCCUUCGACGACGACGAUGGUCCGUCACGGGCCCGCGGCGGCCUGGAUGUUGGCCUUCAUCCUGCGCUUCUCUCAGACACUACAGAGUUUCGAAGUGGUAAAGGACGGCAGUCAGCUCAGUCCAAGUUCGGGACAGGCCAUCGGACUGACUCUCCACUGCCUGGCACGAAGGAUCGGGCUGGACUCGAUUUGUCAGGGCCUUCGCUCGAAGAGAUCAAGAGUAAUCCCUACUUUGAUCCAAGCCUCGGUCCUAAAGCUACUAUCGCGAAGCCGAGACAAUCCCGGCAACUGAUAUUCAAUCAGAAGGGCAAAUACAUCCAGCAGGCGGCAGCUCUACGUCGGCAAGCCCUACUGGAGGAUAUGAAAAGGCGCAUCGCAGAAAGAGCACGACAGGCUGGUAUUGAUGAGGAUCUGGAUGUCGAGAAAGCAUUUCUUGUGCCUGCGCCUCCGGCCAUCGAAUGGUGGGACGAGGGUUUGGUGAAUGGCAACGAUUACUCUGCUAUCGAUGACGAACGCAAUCUCAAGAUCGACACACCUGAUUCUAUCGUCACUCCCUACGUGCAGCAUCCGGUUCUUCUCGAGCCUCCUCAAGAGAAGCAUAUGCCAGGACAAAAGCCGAUGUAUCUUACACCGAAGGAACAGGCAAAGAUUCGGCGUCAGCGACGAAUGGCCGAUCUCAAAGAGCAACAAGCGAAGAUCCGAUUGGGUCUCGAACCGGCUCCUCCGCCAAAGGUCAAGAAAUCUAAUCUCAUGCGGGUUCUGGGCGAAGAGGCUGUCAAAGACCCUACUGCAGUCGAGGCACGUGUGACCCGAGAGAUUGCAGAGCGUCGCGAAAAGCACGAGACUACAAAUGAGGCUCGGAAAUUGACAAAGGAGCAAAGGCGAGAGAAAAUUGCCCAGCAACAGGAGAAAGAUGCUGAAAUGGGUAUCUAUGUCUCCGUAUACCGAAUUGACAGUCUUGCAAAUGGGCGCCAUCGUUUUAAAGUCAGCAAGAAUGCCGAACAGAACGCGCUCACUGGCGUCUGCAUCAUGCACCCUCGGUUCAAUCUGGUCAUUGUAGAGGGAGGUGCCCACUCUAUCACCAAUUACAGGAAAUUAAUGUUGAAUCGGAUUGACUGGACAGAGAACGCGGGGCCAAACGGGGUGCGAGAAGGCAAUCGCGAAGCCUCUGCCUCGUGGCUGUCAGCAGAAGACGAGAAAACCGGCGCAUUGAAGGAUCUCAGCUCCAACACAUGCAGCCUCCUAUGGGAAGGCCAAGCUAAAGCUCGUUCAUUCAGGAAAUGGUUGGGUGCUCGUGUUUGUGAGACAGACUCGCAAGCGAAGGACGUUUUGGCUCGAGCAAAGAUGGAGAAUUUUUGGGUUUUGGCAAAAAGUGCGAAGCCCAAGGAAGUGUAAACGGCUGAAGCUAUCGAUUCUAGUCUUCUUUCGAAGGCACCCAUGACAGAGAUGUGAUCUAUUGAAAGCAUUGUAAUUUAGAAGUAAAGCAACAUCAUGAUGAGCUAUAACCAUCCAGAGCAACCGUCCUGUACAUUCGACAAACACCCAAGGAACAAA
This is a messenger RNA of Aspergillus novofumigatus IBT 16806, 2070 nucleotides long. RefSeq names its product U4/U6-U5 snRNP complex subunit PRP3. Gene Ontology annotation, cellular component: U4/U6 x U5 tri-snRNP complex. Lineage: Eukaryota; Fungi; Ascomycota; Eurotiomycetes; Eurotiales; Aspergillaceae. Bases 139 to 1911 code for a protein of 590 amino acids. The transcript has a single exon. Gene Ontology annotation, biological process: mRNA splicing, via spliceosome. The record is from RefSeq and is a predicted model, not a curated record.